GACCUCGAGAAGCUAAAGCUCUCGGGAUGAAAACCAAGAAUGCGCCGAUAGAAUGUGCGCCGAUCGUUGUUCUCGGCGCCGUACUACCUGCGGCAGGCGUCAGCCGAUUCAAAUGAAAAAGCACGAGGUACAGACGCAGGCGGAACAGUGCUAGCUCGCGCCUUUUCCCGACGAGGUCGAAACGGACGCACGUUCGUUGCGACGCGCGUUCACCACCAGGUUUUACAGAAAUGGCGCGAUACGCCGAGGACGUGUACUACGAUACUGCCAUUAAACUGACGCGCGACGCUGCCCAGAUACUGCGAGAUUCCAUCAACGGUUUCAAACAUGCCGACGAGAAAUUGGGCGACUGGGACCUCGUCACCGAGUACGACCGGAAGAUAGAGGAUGUCAUCAUCAGCGGGCUCAAACGGGCAUUCCCAAACCACAGGUUCAUCGCGGAGGAGUCGACCGGGAAAGACCUACCGGAAUUAACUGACGCUCCUACGUGGAUCAUAGAUCCCAUCGACGGCACCACCAACUUCAUUCACGGAUUCCCGCAUACAUGCGUGGUCAUUGGUUUGGCCGUGAAAAAGGAGAUGGUCCUUGGUAUCGUGUACAAUCCAAUUCUCGAGCAGCUGUUCACGGCUAGAAAGGGACGGGGCGCGUUUCUGAACGGGAAACUGAUUCAAGUGUCUAAAGUAGAAGACUUGUCGAAAGCUCUGGUCUGCAUGGAAUGCGGCUUCAUAAAGGUGGACGAUUUACGGGAGAAGAUGGUGGAGAGGGUUCAAACCAUCGUUAAAGCGGCGCAGGGCAUUCGCACUCUCGGCGUGGCGGCAUUAACGCUGUGCUACGUCGCGCUCGGAAUCGUGGAGGCCUAUUACAUCGAAGGUCCCGGCAUUUCGACGUGGGACAUAGCCGCGGCGUCGUUGAUCAUUUCGGAAGCGGGAGGCGUUGUCGUGGACCGCAUAACAGGCGAACCGAUCGACAUCAUGAAGCCACGCGCGGUAGCCGCGUGCAACGACGGGAUCGCUCGCGAUGUCGUUAGACUCAUCCGCGAGGCCGAUCAACGGGUAGACAUGAGGGCAAAGUAAUAUAGUUUCAAAAUAUAUGUAUUGAAAUAAAAAAAAAAUCCUGUUAUGAUUGAACUGCUCACGAAUAUAGUACACUUCCAGUUAUAUCAUGGAUCAACAGAAGACGUUAGACUCGGUCCUUUCAAAGAAGUAUUAUUAAUUAGAAAAUAAGGAGUAGAAAUAGAUUACAUAUCUGAUUGAUGUAAACACGUAAAUGGUUAAUAAAUCUAUCUCAACUGAA
Messenger RNA from Wasmannia auropunctata (little fire ant), 1293 nucleotides. Its product is annotated as inositol monophosphatase 2-like. The coding region runs from base 231 to 1073 and encodes 280 amino acids. Gene Ontology annotation, biological process: inositol metabolic process; phosphatidylinositol phosphate biosynthetic process; signal transduction. Gene Ontology annotation, molecular function: inositol monophosphate 1-phosphatase activity. The transcript has 6 exons. The record is from RefSeq and is a predicted model, not a curated record. Lineage: Eukaryota; Metazoa; Arthropoda; Insecta; Hymenoptera; Formicidae.